UGAGAUCCUUAACGAGCAGUGGGAAACUGAAAGCAGAGUCCAGAUCAAAGAAAGAAAGAAGGAACUGGGCCAAAAGGGAGAGUUUCCAUUGCAGCUGACCUCGACCGAAAUCUCCAUCUCCAUUCUGUAAUUCUUCCUCUGUCGGAAAGGUAAACCAGAGAUCUCUCCGGAAAUGGCCCCCACGUCGGCUCUGGCGAAGUAUAAGCUGGUCUUUCUCGGAGACCAGUCUGUUGGGAAAACCAGCAUCAUUACACGCUUCAUGUACGACAAAUUCGAUAAUACAUAUCAGGCUACAAUUGGCAUUGAUUUUCUCUCAAAAACCAUGUAUCUGGAAGAUCGCACCGUUCGACUGCAGUUGUGGGACACUGCUGGACAGGAAAGAUUCAGAAGUCUAAUUCCAAGCUAUAUCAGGGACUCAUCUGUCGCUGUCAUUGUUUUUGAUGUUGCAAGCCGGCAAACUUUCGUAAACACUUCAAAAUGGAUUGAGGAGGUGCGCACCGAGAGGGGCAGUGAUGUCAUUAUAGUGCUUGUUGGGAACAAAACGGACCUUGUGGAGAAGAGGCAAGUCUCCGUAGAGGAAGGAGAAGCCAAAGCCCGUGAACUAAAUGUCAUGUUUAUCGAAACAAGUGCUAAAGCUGGAUUUAAUAUCAAGGCACUGUUCCGAAAAAUCGCUGCAGCUUUGCCGGGAAUGGAAACUCUCUCAUCAGCAAAACAAGAAGACAUGGUUGAUGUUAACCUGAAGUCCUCAGGCAGUGGUGCUGCACAAUCCCAGCAGCAGUCGGGUGGAUGUGCCUGCUAAUGAUGCCCGAUACGAAUUGUUGACGGAAUCACUCUUUCAGGUACAAGAUUGGUUAUAUCUAUAUGAAUGCCUUGCUUGAGCAGAGACUAAAUUCGUAAAAUGAAAUUGGUGGCAAGAGUAGACGAUUGUUAUUUUAUGGAGUAAUUUGAUGUAUUGGUGGAGUCAUUAUUUGGGUCUUGGGAUUUGUAAAAAAAAAAAAUAGAAGUUUUUGUGUCGGACUCGAUUACAAAAUGGAAAUUUAUCUAGAAAUUCUGCAAAUUUCACCUGUUCUUGCAAUGGAUUGUUGUGUUGGUUCAUAAUAAGAUCUGGCCGGCAGGAAAAAGGUGAGUGGUUUUCGUUCUUUGAGCUUUUGGUGUAUAAAAAAAUUGAAAGAAUUCAAUUA
Molecule: messenger RNA, 1181 nt
Organism: Cucurbita moschata (crookneck pumpkin)
Lineage: Eukaryota; Viridiplantae; Streptophyta; Magnoliopsida; Cucurbitales; Cucurbitaceae
Product: ras-related protein RABH1b-like
Exons: 6
Coding region: 173-799 (208 amino acids)
Molecular function (GO): GTP binding; GTPase activity
Source: RefSeq, a predicted model, not a curated record